GUUUGAAACUGGCUAGCAGCAUUUUCCAACCGACGGAAUAACUUCGUGGAUACGUGUCGAAACUUUCCGACAAACAUCAAAUGAAACAGAUGUCGUCAGACGAAGAGGAACCAACCAGUCCUGUUCUUCCCAGGGACUCUGAUCCAGGCAGCUCUGUUUCCUCUGAGCUUCAGGAUGAGUAUGAGGAGCUUCUCCGCUACGCUGUGGUCACCCCUAAGCUUGAGACACUUACAGCUGCUCACAUUCAGCGGCUGAGCACCUCACAUCUCACUGGAGAGGGUUGGACUUCCCAGAGAAAAGAUGACACAAAAUCACAGCGCCCAGCAGAAACUGCCACUGGAACUAAGGGUGGGAGGGCGUCUAGCAAGACUGUGAGAUUAUCACCUGCCUCCCCCUUGAUUGUUGAGCCCCCCUCACACUCAAGAGCUUCUCAGGCUGAGGACAUGGAGGGUCGGCCAUCUAGCAGGGCAUCAGCGCUCUCAAACGCUCCGUCAGACAGGCUGCAGACUCCAACUGAGAGGUCUAGGUCAAACAGCCCAGACCCGCUCGAGGAAUCUGUGAUGGAGCUUUUUAUCUCAGAGGAGAACAUAAGCAAGAUGGAGAACAUUCUGGCAAUGUGGAGCAACAACCUGAAGUUAGAUGUACUGACUGAGCUCAGGAAGUGGAAGCUGGCAUUCAAGGAGCAACACAAGCUGGAGAUGAGGAAAGAGAGGGAGAAGUAUGCUGCCCAGACAGCUGGCCUCAAGUCCGAGCUAGACAGCCUAAAGGGACUGCUACAAACCUACGAGACCUCCAACCAGAGAAAAGAUGAGGUGAUUGUAAACCUGAGCCAGGUGUUGGACAGACAAAAAGAAAGGCUUGAAAAGAUGAGGGCUUUCACCCACUGGAGACUUCAGCAUGCUGAGGCUAAAGAAGAGGCUCAUGCUGCUCAAGCUGCACAGCAGCACUACAACAUGCAGCUGAAGAAGAAGGUGUGGUUAGGCUGGCACUCUCUGCUCCAGAAACAUUGGAAGGUCAAUCUGGAGCGGGCCUGCCGUGCGAGGGCUGAAGAGGUCUGCACCCGCCUGUCUGCAGAGUACGAGGCCAAGCUGGCAGAGCACUGUGAUGCUAUAGAGAAAGCCCAGGCAGAGAUUCAGAGACUACGACUUGAGAGGGAGCGCUACGAGGAAUCUAUGAAGAAAGCCUUCAUGAGGGGCGUCUGUGCUCUCAACAUUGAGGCUCUGGGAAUGUUCCACAGUACAGAGGGACGGCCAGAGCCCCCUCCAGUUCAUCAUCAGCAUGAUAUUCUAACUCCCCAUGAUGAGCCAAGCUCUUCGUCGGUGGCUCAACUUCAACCGCGUCCCGUCUCGUCCACACGGUUCAGCCCAGUCCCCUUUGACCAUCCAGACCCCUCCCACAGUGAAGUGCCGGAUAUGGUUGGCUCUGGUGCUUCCAUGUCCAGAGAAGAAGUACUCCUUCCCACUACUGUGGUGCACGGCUCAUUACCACUAGGAGGCGCUGCAGGUUCCCAUAAACAUGUCAGUGGUCGUGUUGUCACAGCCAGUCAACAAAAACCGUCCAAGACGGUAACCGCUCGCAUUACUGCACGUGCUGACGUUGCUAAGACCGCACGUAGCAACCUCCAGGUGAUGGGUGUGGCUCCGCCCAUGAGCUCUGUGAUUGUUGAACGCCAUCACCCUGUUACACAGCUCACAGUCGGUCAGGCUACUGCUGCAAAGUUUCCUCGCUCAUCCAAACCCGGCCACAGCUCCUCCAGAGACAGAAGCUCCUCGAAAACACACACCAGCACAUGCCAUGUUCACUCCAUCAAAGUAGUUGACUGAGUACGCAGACAAUUCUUUAAAAAUGUUGCUCUCCUAGUCUAGAUAUAAAAUCAAAUGCAUCCUGGGAAAAAUCUUAGAAGUAGUUAUUUUGGGAUUAGUUUAAGUCAAUUUCUGGACAUGCUGAACUCAAUUUGCCCUUGCUCUCUACAUUUAAAGUGAUCAUUUGCCAUUGUUCAGCUUCCUUUCACAAAUGAAACAUUUCUCGAGCAAUAGGAUAUUUCUCAGGGAAAGAUAACAUAAACAUAGAGGUGCACGUUUAUGCUUUCAGUAUUACCAGCUGCACUAGUAAAUGUUAUUAAAUGGAAUUGUUUUAAAUUAUGCACAGCUGUGAAAUGUUCUGUAAUGUGUAAAAUCACAUUCAAUAUGUAUUUUUUUUAACUGACACCGAACGUCCAACAGAACAGAUCAUCUUUGAACUUAUCCAAAGCCAUAUGUAAAUGAUCUGAUGCACAUCUUUAUUUUAAAAAUAAAUUAUUUUACCAUUGA
This is a messenger RNA of Labrus bergylta (ballan wrasse), 2309 nucleotides long. RefSeq names its product POC5 centriolar protein homolog (Chlamydomonas) (gene poc5). Gene Ontology annotation, cellular component: centrosome. Lineage: Eukaryota; Metazoa; Chordata; Actinopteri; Labriformes; Labridae. The record is from RefSeq and is a predicted model, not a curated record.